AGCCACCGUCAUUGAUUAUCGAAAUUCUAAUUAUUGAAAACGUAAACAGGGAACCGAUCGGGUUUAAAUAUUACACAUCCGGAGCUUCAAUUCUUCAUUCCAGUAUCGAUCGAAGACGGAAGAAUAUCACACCUCGGUAGAAAAUGUUCAAGAAAGUGUUCCUUCUCAGCGUCAUGCUUUUCGCUGUGGUCCUGGCAAUGCCAUCACCAUCACCAGAGCCGUCACCAUCUCCUCAGUUUGGAUUCGGUUUUGGAGGAUUUCCUGUGGGAGGCGUCUAUGUUGGAGCACCUUUCGUAGGAGUUGGAGUCGGAUAUGGAGGUUAUGGAGGCUAUGGAGGAUAUGGAAGAUAUUAUGGAUACGGAAGAAGAUACGGCUAUGGUCGGUAUGGAUAUUACGGUUGAAAAGUUUUAAAUUUGUUUUGUAAAUUUGAGUGUAUAUGACACGAAUGCCAUUAGAAUAGUGAUGUGAUUAUUUGAGUGUUUUUGUGAUAUGUUUGGAACGACCGGCUAAUUUUAAAGUUUUGUGUUUGAAGAAAAAUAAACUUAAACACAUAAGUAAACGACAAA
Messenger RNA from Uranotaenia lowii, 566 nucleotides. Its product is annotated as claw keratin-like. The transcript is spliced from 2 exons. Bases 144 to 401 code for a protein of 85 amino acids. Lineage: Eukaryota; Metazoa; Arthropoda; Insecta; Diptera; Culicidae. The record is from RefSeq and is a predicted model, not a curated record.